AUGGAACUUGUACAGAACGUGUUUUCUCUCUUGCCUGACGACAACGAUAGAGAAAUUGAAGAGUUCAUCGGUGUAGUUGCUGGGGAGGCAAGGGUUACUCAGGAGGAGGAGGAGAAGCGGGGGCAAGGACAGAAGGCGGAACCCAAGAAGCAGAAGCAGCAGGAAGAGAACCAGUGCCAUCCUGCUAUGACGCGCGCCAAGUGUCCUGUUCUUUCAAAGUCGUUGUACAAGAGCAAUAUCGAGAAACCAGCCCAAGAAGGUAAAGAUCAAGUAGAGGAUGUUAAGGAGAAAGGAAUAGCCGAUGUUUUCCAAGAUAAUGCAAUGGCGAAUGGUUAUCAUCAAGAGAUGGCUAGUCAUAAUCGGGGGUAUAGUAGCGGAGGGGAUAAUGGGUAUCAGGGAAAUGAGGUAGGGGAGGGACGUUAUAGAAGGAAUUAUGGAAGGGGUAAUCUCUAUCGAGAGAAUAAUGGAGGGGAGCAAGGUUUUGGAGAGAAUAAUGGAGGGGAGCAAGGUUUUGGAGGUGAGGGAAGUUAUAGAAGGAAUUAUGGAAGGCGUAAUCUUUAUCAGGAGAACAAUGGAGGGGAACAAGGUUUCGGAAGGGAGAGAAGUUAUAGAAGGAAUUAUGGAAGGGGUGAUCUUUAUCAGGAGAGCAAUGGAGGAAAACAAGGUUUUGUAGGAGAUGGAAAUUAUGGGGGAAGUAAUUUUUAUCAAGAUAAUAAUGGAAGGGAAGAAGGCUAUGGGGCUCAUCCUGGUGGUAUAAGAGGAAGAGGCCGUGGUCGAGGGAGAGGGUUCAAUGAAAAUAAUAAUGGGUCUGAAGAUCUCGUUUUCGAAGAAACACAACAUGUGGUGAAGGAUGUCGAUGGCAGUGUGGAGAGACAGAAGAAUGGCGACUUGAUUACUGGAGACAGCAAUAACGGGCCAGUCAAUGGUGAUAGCAGCAGUCGUGGAGCGGAAGCUGCUGAUUCUAACAAGGAGAAGAAAAAGAAAAAGAAGAACAAAGUUAAUGGUCGUUCUAACAAGAAGCAUCAAGAGGAAGAGAAAAGUCCUGCAAACUCCAUGACCUACCAAGAGUAUGAGAAAGUGCUACUUGAGAAGAAGAGAGCUUUGGAAGCAAUGGUGAAUUCUGAGAAACCGAGAGCUACUAUGGACAAGGAUUUUCAGUCGAUGCAACCCAUUGGUAAAAAGAAAGAGGGAAGCAGCAUCAAGCCCAAUACUUCUGAAAACAAUCUGAUGAAGAAAGGUGGAGUUGCCAACAAGGAUAAUGCCCCCAAGACAAUGAACAUUGAUGAGUUCCUGAAGCCAGCAAAGGGGAAGAAAUCUUUUGCAAGCUAUGGUGGUCGUACUAGAUAUCAGAGUGAGAGACCUAGUGAUGAGCCUGGGGACAUUAAUAAUGACCGAAGGUUUUCAAGGCAAGCACCUGUUCCUAGGUUCGAUGAUAUUGUCCAAUUUCCCUCUCUUGGAGGAGAAGCAACAAAAUGA
Hevea brasiliensis (rubber tree) is the source of this 1476-nucleotide messenger RNA. Its product is annotated as RGG repeats nuclear RNA binding protein A-like. Gene Ontology annotation, cellular component: nucleus; cytoplasm. Lineage: Eukaryota; Viridiplantae; Streptophyta; Magnoliopsida; Malpighiales; Euphorbiaceae. The record is from RefSeq and is a predicted model, not a curated record. Gene Ontology annotation, molecular function: RNA binding. The transcript has 3 exons. The coding region runs from base 1 to 1476 and encodes 491 amino acids.